AUGAUUUCCAAAGCGUCAGCUUGCGUGGCCACAGCGGCUCUGUUGUUUCAAGGUCUUUCUUCUGCAGCCGCAACAACUGGUGGAUGCCAAGCUCUUGCAGCUGCUGGACUCUCAUCUCAGAUUUACUACCCAGCCGAUGCAAACUACAUUGCUCGUGAGGCAUCCUACUGGGCCGCCAAUGCACCGCUUUCUCCUCUGUGUAUUGUGCAGCCUCGCAACACCGCUGAAGUUCAAAAGGUCGUCAAGGCCAUUGCAGGUUCAAGCGGGAAUUUCACCGUGAGAAGUGGAGGACACGGCCACUGGAGAGGUGCCAGUGACAUUCACAAUGGCGUUACCAUUGAUCUUGGGCUUUUCACCGAUGUCACGGUGGACAAGAAAACCAUGAUCGCUUCCAUCGGGCCCGGCCCUAAUUGGGCGACAGUCUUCAAGACUCUAGAAGCUCAGGGAGCCAUGGUCGCUGGUGGUCGCGAUGGUGGUGUUGGAAUUGGCGGAUUCCUUACAGGAGGAGGCAAUUCUUACUACACUGGAAUGCAGGGCUUUGGCGCAGAUAAUGUCGUCAACUUCGAGGUUGUUCUUGCCGAUGGACGUGUUGUCAACGCGAACGCAAAAACCAACUCAGACUUAUGGAAGGCUCUUAAAGGCGGAUCUGGAAACUUUGGCAUCGUCACCCGUUUCGACAUGCAAGCUUUCACAGCCGUUCCUCUCUGGGGUGGUCUCUCAGCAGCGGAGCGAAAGUAUGGUGAUACCAUUAUCACCGAGUUGAUCAACUUCACUAACAACAACGCCAAAAACCCUGAGGAUGCCUUGAUUGUCAACUUCACUUACAACCCAGGCAUGUUCACAGAGAUCGUUGUUGCGAUGGUCACCGUGGAUGUAAAGGGCGCUGUCGCCCCGCCAGCUUUUGAACAGAUUGCCAAGGUACCAACAGUUCUUGCCGAUCUAACAACUAGAAGCAUGUCCAACAUCGCAACCUCUUAUCUUCUCGCACCUGGUAGCCAAAACGUCUGGUACUCCCUGACCUUCCGUGCUGACAGAGACAUUGUCUCCCACAUCGCCGCUCUCCACGACGAAAUGGUCGCCAAACUCCUCACGGUCCUACCAGCCGCUGACUUCACUACUCAAUGUCUCUUUCAACCAAUCCCAGCAUACAUUGCCCAAGACCGCUCUAACGCCAAGGGUGGAAACGUUUUGGGUCUCGAUGCCGUUAAAGACAACGCACUUCUCUGGCUCAUCACCGCUGCCGUCCAAACCGAAGAGCAACUCGCCAUCAUCACUCCAUAUAUCUCUGAGCUUUCCGCUGCCUCGAACGCCUAUGCCAAAGCCAAGGGUGGAGCCGUGGACUGGGUCUACCUCAACUACGCAGAUGGAUCCCAGAAUCCGCUCGCUAGCUACGGUGCUAAGAACGUUAAGUUCAUGAAGGAUGUUGCGAAGAAGUACGAUCCUAAGGCCAUCUUCCAGAACAAGGUCACUGGUGCGUUCAGACUCAACAGGAUAUAA
Molecule: messenger RNA, 1497 nt
Organism: Glarea lozoyensis ATCC 20868
Lineage: Eukaryota; Fungi; Ascomycota; Leotiomycetes; Helotiales; Helotiaceae
Product: FAD-binding protein
Exons: 3
Coding region: 1-1497 (498 amino acids)
Molecular function (GO): FAD binding; oxidoreductase activity
Source: RefSeq, a predicted model, not a curated record